Motacilla alba alba is the source of this 1373-nucleotide messenger RNA. RefSeq names its product YKT6 v-SNARE homolog (gene YKT6). Gene Ontology annotation, cellular component: Golgi apparatus. The coding region runs from base 113 to 709 and encodes 198 amino acids. Gene Ontology annotation, biological process: endoplasmic reticulum to Golgi vesicle-mediated transport. Gene Ontology annotation, molecular function: SNAP receptor activity. The transcript is spliced from 8 exons. The record is from RefSeq and is a predicted model, not a curated record. NCBI's taxonomy places the organism in Eukaryota, Metazoa, Chordata, Aves, Passeriformes, Motacillidae.
GCGUGCGCGGGGCGGAGGCGUCCCGUGGCAGCGCCGGCACUUCCGGCCGCCGUGUUCCACUUCCGGGUCGCGCCCAUCGCCAGCCGCCAGCGCCGCGUCGGCAGCCGCCGCCAUGAGGCUCUACAGCCUCAGCGUGCUGUACAGGGGCGAGCCCCGAGCGCGCCUGCUCAAGGCUGCCUACGACGUGUCCUCCUUCAGCUUCUUCCAGAGGUCCAGCGUGCAGGAGUUCAUGACCUUCACGAGCCAGCUGAUCGCGGAGCGCUCGGCGCUGGGCAGCAGGGCCUCGGUCAAGGAGCAAGAGUACCUGUGCCACGUGUACGUGCGCAGCGACGGGCUGGCUGCCGUGGUGAUUGCAGACACCGAGUAUCCCCAGCGGGUUUGUUUCAGCUUGCUGGACAAGGUGCUGGAUGAGUUCUCCAGGCAGGUCAGCAGGAUGGACUGGCCCUCGGGGUCACCUGCCACCAUCAGCUACUCUGCCUUGGACGAAUACCUGAGCAAAUACCAGAACCCCCGUGAUGCUGACCCCAUGACCCGAGUGCAGGCGGAGCUGGACGAGACCAAAAUCAUCCUGCACAACACCAUGGAGUCGCUGCUGGAGCGUGGGGAGAAGCUGGACGACCUGGUCUCCAAGUCGGAGGUGCUGGGGGCACAGUCCAAAGCCUUCUACAAAACGGCCCGAAAGCAGAAUUCCUGCUGUGCAAUCAUGUGACGGGGAGCCCGGGGUCUCCGCCUCCGGAGCACCAGCCCUGCACCCCCCUCCACAGCCCCCCCAGGGCUGCUCCUGGGGCUGGGCCGGGGGUCCUCAACCCCCCGCGCUGAUGUGACUGUUGUCCACCUUGAGGGGACACCGAGGCUGGCACCGGGCCGGCACCGGGGGGUGGUCCACGGCGAAGACCCCCCAGCCUCGCUGUCCUGGGACAGCUGGGACCAGGGGCAGCUGGCCACGCACCGCCCUGCCUUCACAGCCCGGGGAGCCUGGAGGAGCCCCCCACUCUGGCCGGGGGGCUGAGGGGGCAGGCACAGCCCCUGCCGCCAUCCCGGGCAGCUUUUAUGUACUGGUGUCCUUGGGGGGAGCUGGGGGGGGAUGGGGGGAAGGGAGAAGGGUCCCUGGCUGGGGGUGCUCUGCCUGCCUGGGCAGCUGCUCCCCACGCCCGUGGGGCGUCCUGGUGCCGGGGCAGCGGGGAGACCCUACCCUGCACCCCAGAGCCCUCCCCUGCUGCCACCAGCCAGGGUGGGGGGCUCAUGCCCUGCCAGGGCCCGGCAGCCCUCGCUGCCUCCUCUUCCUCCUGGUCGGGAAGGGAAAGGCCGGGCUUGGGCUGUGCCUCGGGUUCUUUCUGUGCCUGCAGGGCCAGGGGAUAAAGUGGUCUUUGGCA